AUGACGGACACGCUGAGCAAUCCCCCCUUGGGGAGUGAGAACACCCUCCAAAGACUGCUGGAUCAAGAGCAGAAGAAUAAGAUCGAACGCAUCAAGGCCUCGUUCCCAUCCUCAGCCGCGUAUUCUGCCUCGCCCUCGUUCACCUUUCCUCUGGCACAACCCUCUUCGAUAAGUCAACCUGGUCUCGCCCUGAGUCCCGGCCCCAAGUCAAUGCUGAGGCGCUCUGCCCCUCCCCGGCUGCCGAUAAAAUCCAUAGGUCGGGCUGUGACAACCCCCUUUUCCUCCGUUGCGCCGGCUCCCCUUCACCCAUCACACACGAAACCUACGAGCAACGGCACCUCGACCAAAUACCUUGCUUUCAUGGCCGACGAGGGGAUACCCCAGGGCGGGGAAGCGAACGAGAGAGGCUCGGAUACCUCGUCGAUAUGCCAGUCGCCCGGCUGGGAACACUACAACGCGAACAAGCAGCAGAAGUCCACAGAGGUGGAAGGAGAGCGGAGGAAGAGAGAGCCCGAAGUCACCAGUCCGCAAGCUCGAGAAGGGAAACGGAGCGAGGGUGCCAGCCGUAAACGUUUGAGCAAGCCUCCACCCACCAGCAAGCGCCUUACUCAGAUGGUUAUCUCGCCGGAAAGGUCCAUGUCUGCUCCAGCGGUGCCAGGCUUGCCUUACAGACAAGGGAUGAAGGAGAGAAAGAAGACAGUGUCCGGCAAGGACAGGAGAGCGAGUGUGGACACCAGCCGGAAAGCCUUCAUACCGUGGAAGUCAUCACCGAAUUCGCCAUCGACCCCCCCCGCAAACGGCUCGUCGAGGAAAUCGUUUGCGAUGAAGCCGACAGUUGAUGACGGGGGUUUCAUGGGGGGGCUCAAGCUCGAGCAGCUUAUCAUACGCCAGCAAAACACCUCGUCCGGCGAUGAAGCGCAGCUACCACCAGUGCUGCAGAACGACAGGAACCCAGACCCACGGAAGAGGGCAAAUAUCAGAAGCAGCAGCACAUCGAUGGCUGAUUCGAGCCAGCACCCUUCUUCUCUCCAUGAAGACAGGUGUGCUCCGGCGGUAGAAUCGGUUCGCGAUUCCGACUCUCCCGUCGCCCCAGUCAGCCUCCCACCAUCGACCGGCCAUGACAUCCCACCGUCGGAAGGAAAUAUUCCCACAGGUGGUCGGCCCCAUCCCCCUUCGUCGUCGAGGCAUUUCCCGGAUGCAAAAGAAGCCGGAUCUCCUGAGCGGGACAGCGUAAUUUCCCUGAAUCCCGGGUAUUCAGAUCUUCAGGAUGUCGAAGAUGGACCGAAACAUGGUCGAGCAGCGUCGAUGGCUUCACCACCUGCGGCCCAAUCGCUAUCUCUUAGUAGUGAACGAGCCAAAACAGCCCAGAGACCUGCGCUUAAGAAAUCCUACCCACCUGAUUCCGGAGCGCGAGCGAGCUAUGUUCGACACCAGCAACAGGAAAGUGAAGCAAAAGCAAUCAUGGCCCUCCAGGACGCAGAUGCCGAUGCUGCUAAGAACCCUAGAGGACGUCGGGCUUCCGUCACAAAGGUCAUGGCCUACGUGAGAUCUCGCAGUCGUUCCCGGCAACCAAGUCAAGAUCUGGCUACAUCGGCAGGACAACGCAAGCUCAUGCCUGAUAAGAAAUCUGCUGAGAAGAGCCGGCAUGAGAAGAAAUCCGCUGGCAAGAGCCGGUUUAUGUCCGAGGACGACGUAAUCAAACAACUCCAUCAUGAACUGUCCACCAAGUCUCCAGAUGGGCAUUCGAAUCAAACUCGUACUCGUUCUUCAUCAUCCAAGAGGCCGUCUUUUCAAGGCUUCAGAAACGCCGCGAUAUCUGCAUUUUCCCGACAUUCUUCCAAUGCGCGCACGGCAUCUCCCUCCUCUGAAAAGAGCUUUGCAACCGCGAGAGAAUCACAAAGCUCGUCAAAAGCCUCCUCAUCGAAACGUGCUUCGAUCGAGCUUCAUGGUACGAGCGAUUCGACGCUGAGAAAAGCGGAGGAUGUCUUUCCCGAGGUAGCAUCGCCGCCACCUGGGAUUUCUGACUCCGGAGUCAAUCUAGCCACAGACAGUCGAGCACCUGAGAGCAGGGGGGAGAGGGUUGAUAUGGGACGGGAACAAAUUCCCGCCAAUGUCUUGCCUGAGAGUCAUGCGCAAUCAAAUCACCCGAGAUCGGCGACGACGGAUUCAAGUGAAGACUACUCGACGCUCGAUGACUCCUCGAACGUGACAACUCCAGCGGCCUCUCGGCCAAACUCCCAGAAGAAUAAUAUUUCUGAGCGAUCUGAGAGAGGACAUCUGGACCAUCAAAUAGUGACGGAUACCAUCAAGAACACUACCAUCACUUUGAUCGAAGCCACACCGAAGAGUCCGGUAUUGAAAAGUGCGUUCAGUUUCGAGGAGGGUGUCGAUAGUGUCGCUCCGCCCAGCUGUGGUAGGGCAGGCGUAGAGCUCGAAGCAACCAAGGAUGAGGACCAGAUGAAAUUGCCAACCGGAGAGAAAGCCUCCACGGACCUCCAAGGCAGCCAGCCAACUGGCCCAAUACCAAAUGCCCCUCGGAAGUCACCGUCUCCUCCCGUACCACCCAUACCCGUUCAAUCAGCUUAUAUCGCAGACCUGCAGCGCAAGCCCAGCAUGUCUCGCUCUUGGUCAACUCCCGAAUUGCAACAAGACCUUUCCUUCCUCCCCGCUCUGAAACACCAACCUCUCCCUCGUCCUCGGAGGAGCAAUGAAAACGACAAUGGCAACCCAAAGGGAAAAGAGAAUGAAGCCACGCCUAGCAAACUGCCCGUUACGCCGCUCGUCUCCAAAUACUCACCUCCCGUCGAAACGCCCCUCAAAACACUGUCCCGCCCACCCACCACCGUGCGCAUCGGCUCGCCCCCGCCCCCGAACUCGGAAGGCUCCUCACCUGCACCCUCAAAUUAUCUCCAGAACGCCCGUCUCAGCCUUCCGCGCUCCCAAAAGACCAUCUUCCCUUCCAGCACUUUCAGUCCACACCACCAGAUCGGCCCGGACCCCAUCGCCAAGAUGCUCGUGGUAUGCUGCUCCUGCAAAUACUUCCACGAUAUGCCGAGUAAAGUUUACGAGUGCAUGACGAAGCCGUACAACGUGGUUACCGAUCGCGAUCGGGGCGUGAGCGGGGUGGUGAGCACGGCCGUCAAGUGCCCGUGGUGUGGCCACGGGAUGAGUACGGCAUGCUGUGCUGGUUAUGCGGCGAUGGUCUACUUGAAGGAGAGGUUGCACUAG
Molecule: messenger RNA, 3228 nt
Organism: Drepanopeziza brunnea f. sp. 'multigermtubi' MB_m1
Lineage: Eukaryota; Fungi; Ascomycota; Leotiomycetes; Helotiales; Drepanopezizaceae
Source: RefSeq, a predicted model, not a curated record